Molecule: messenger RNA, 3470 nt
Organism: Folsomia candida
Lineage: Eukaryota; Metazoa; Arthropoda; Collembola; Entomobryomorpha; Isotomidae
Exons: 6
Coding region: 1548-2651 (367 amino acids)
Source: RefSeq, a predicted model, not a curated record
UGAUUGUUAGUAUUCAUUGUGCCGUUGCUCAUGGCGUAGCUCUAGCGUUGCAGUGGUUGGCCCUGUGCCGAUGUACAAUCGCUAUCAAUUUAAUUUUGUGUCUCAACGUGGUCAUCGUAUUAUUAAGCAGUAUUUUCCUAUUUAUUAUUACCUGCUCGCUCGUUGUUACAUACUUAUUAUUAACUUUUGCGAGUUGUCUUUGUCUUUCACCAACCAACGCUUGUCCUGUGCGACAACUUAUUUUAAACUCUUCCUUCUAUUUAUUAUGUAGUAACCAAGAUUGAAAGUUGAUUUAAAUCAGUGUCGUCGUCUUACUAAAUAAUAUGCUAAUCAGAGAAAACGCCGUGAUUUUUUGUUUGGUGGGGUGUGCAAGUGAAUUGAAUGAGGGGUGACCGGCUGCUGAGUUAAUAUUAAAGUUAAAACAUUUCUGAUUAUUAAACAUUUCAAAGUGAAGAUUACGAUUACGAAUCUUAAUCUUAAUCAUAAUUAUAAUUUACGAUUACAUACAUACAAAAUUCGUGCUCAUCUAUGUGUUGUUCAGCCAGUGUGGAAAAGGGCUAGGGCAAAAUAAUUAAUCGACACAGACGAUGUGGUCACGGAAGCAGCGAAGCUUGAAAAACAAAAUUAGCCAAGUCUCAAGCAGCUUCAAAUCAAAUCUUCUUAAAGAAUAAAAAAAAAUCAGCGUUGUGAAAUAUCAGCACAUGCAGAAUUUUAUGUUUGUAUGAAUGAAGACGGAUUAGUCAAUGUGAACAUUCACUCAUCUGAAAUCUUUUUUUGUAAUGUUCGUAAUUUCAAUUUGUGACUAAAUACUUACUUUUAUAGUACGAAACAGUGCUCACAAUUGUGGGGGAUUAAGUCUCAUCUGAAAUCUUUUUUGUGUAUGUACAUAAUUUGUGACUAAACAGUAUGAAACGGUGCAAAACAGUGCAAAAACUUUGCAAAAUUGUGUGUUGGGGAUUAAGUUGAUGUGCAAUCUUUAUUUAUUUUCGCGACAAUAAUACAUCUUUACAGUAAAUGAAAUGAUGUGUGUCGUCGUACAACCAGGAGAAUCGCUUCCCCAAACUUAACAAAAAGUAGAACGACUUGCAUUUUGCAGUUGCAUGCAUGCAAAUUCUUUGACAAGUUUGUUGUUUUGUUAUGGUUUGCCUACAUAAUUGGCACUUGGCAGUACUGUAAAAAAAAGUGCAAGUGACGACUUAAAGUGCCUCGUGUUAUGUUGCAUUUCUUGUGCACUUUUGCAGGUGUAUAGCUUGUAACUGACUGGUUAUUCUUCACAAAUUGAAUUGAGGUUACUUUUGCAUUUCGUCGUAUGUGCUAAUUGUUGUUGACUUUGUGUUCGUAUAAUAAGAAAAGUUUACCAGCCACGUUAGGUUUUGUCCAAGGACUUAUUCCGUUAAAAAAGUUAAUAAUAAUGGUAUAACUAAAGUUUGAGGAAAAUAUAAAAGUCAAAAUUUAAGUGAAGUUUGGAAUAAUGAGUUCGAGGACUUAUUCAGUUUGAAAAAAUGUAACAAUUAACGUUGGAGGAAAAUAUUUAAGUCACAAUUUAAAUGCAGUUUGGAAUAACGAGCAAGAUGAUGAAGGAACUCUACGUCCUCCUCUUAAUGUACUUUUCCCACUUUCUGGGACAAAGCGGUACGGCGCAGGCGCAGUCACCCCCAAAAGUGGAAGCUACCCCCAACGCUACGACUUCCAGUGCGGAAGCCGACUUUAAAAUUACGGAGGAUGAAUUAAGAAUGGACAUUGACGAGAGUGACAUUGCCCGAUGUCACUCGCACGUGUCGAACACGUUUUUCAAUCAAGGUCUCAGAUUGGCCAUAGGUUCGAUGAAGAAUCGACUUCCUGACGGAAUUCCGGAAUAUGGAAUCCCACCCAUGGAGCCCUUAGAACUGGACCCCAUGCACAUUGUCAUAUCCAGAAUACCCGUCGAACUUAACGUCACCCUAAAAGAGAUGAAAGUCUGGGACUUGACCACCUUCACAAAAAACAACUGGUUCCUCGACGUCAACACCCGCAUCCUCGACAUGUCCCUCGUCGUCCCCUCUUUCCUCGUCACCGGUCACUUCACCCUCUUACCGAUCGGGAUCAAAGGAAACAUCUCCAUCAAAUUCGACGGGGUCACAAUAAAAGCCAAAACCAAGAUGAAAAUCAUCGACACUUCCCGCCAACCUAGGCAAACGCCCAUCAAAGCCGAUCGGGCCGUUUCGGACAUGAAAUUCGACAAAGUUCGGAUCCGAAUGACGGACCUUUUCCCGCACGAAAAGGGGUACGAGGAGCUAAACUAUGCGUUCAAAGUGUUCACGGAGAAAUACAGUGAGUUACUCUACGACGAAGUGAAACCCUUCGUGAACGCGGGAACGGAGCGGAUAAUUUUAGGCAUUACGGACGCCGUUUUGAACAGCCCGGUUUUUACGAGGCGGUUACCCGCUAACGGGAUUUUGCCGGGGCUGAACUUGUCGACUUUGACGAAUUGGUAUGACCGGGUGAGAAACGCGUUGCAAGUGCAGUUGCCUUCCGUCGUGACGCGGAGUAAUUCGUACCGGUCGCUGAUUUCGCUGUUGGAAGCGGCGUUUAAGUCGUGUCGAAGUUAUACGGAUGUUACGGAUCACUUGACGCAACCUUUUAUCAAUUUGUUGGGACUGAUUGCGCACUGAAGUAGAUAAAAGUAGGUAUUUAAGCAGGGGUAGGGGACAGUGGCCGCGGAAGUGUGUGUGGGGACAGAUGUCCUCAUGAUUGUUCGAUGUCCGAAUCAUCUGCCCAUCUUAUAUAAACCACUUCCUCCCCUAUCCUGCAGUGUUAAUGCCCCCAGAUGUCCUCAUCGCUUCCGCGGUCACUAGUAGUGGAUACGUGUACGAGAUAAAAAUUCCCGUUUUUUUUGUUAACGGACCGUCCUAAAAGUGUCCCCAGAUGUCCCUACAACUUCCAGAUAAGAGUCCAGUUUUUUACAACGGACCGUCCUAAAAGUGCAUUUAUUCUACAAUGUUAAUAUUCCCAGGCGUCCCCGCAGCUUCCGUGGCCACUGGUACACGAGAUAAAAACUCCCGUUUUUUGUUAACGGACUGUCCUAAAAGUGCAUUUUCUUCACGCGUUUCAAACAAAUAGUUACACAAUAAACAGACCAUGACCACGUAUGUUGUAUGUACCGGUCAAUGUCGUAGAAGCGUCGUCUUCGUCGUGUAUUGUCAUCUGUGUAGUCGUCCCCGUUUUGUGAUACAUACAUAAAAAACAAUGAAAUAACAAAGCUCACAAAGCAACCCAACCCGAAAAAAAUAAAAUUUCGAUGAAACAAAACAACUCCACACUAGAGGAUGUAUUCUUCUUCAUUUACAUAUUUACAACAAAAAAGGUUAAGUUGUUAAUUGUGCUGUGAAAUGAAAAAAACUAUACCUUCAUUUAAAAAAUAGACUGGUUUUAAUUGUAUCGUAUAAUAAAACAAUGCUUAUGCAGAAUAAAAAUCUAAAAAUUCAAGGGAA